GAAUUGUUGAGCGAGCGUCAUUCUUUUCUCGUAGACAGUCGAACAAUAUGCUGUUCAACAACGAUGUCUGCGAUUUGGAUGAAGUUAAAGACAAACUUUACAAGAGUUCAAUGUUCGGAUGGUCCUGGUCGAGGGAAAGAAGGGAACCUUACCGACACACAGCUAUCGUGCUACGUUUCAAUAAAAUUCCAUGUUUCACAAUAAAUUUCCGUCCGAGAAAAGGAUCUGGAAAAUUUGAAGCGGCUUUCAGCGAAUGUGGGUCAGCGAUAACAAUUGAACGCAUCAACAACCCACUGAACAACAACGUUGAAUAUUUUGCACCUUUUAAAGAGUUUGAAAUUCAGUCAGAACAUUUAAAGACACAAGCAUUUGGAAUUAUAAAGCUGAUACUUUCGUAUGAUCCCGGAAAAUAUAAUUUAGUAACAAAUAACUGCCGACACCAUGUCGAUGGCGUUAAGAAAUACGUUGCAAGCCAUGUGGACGAGCUGAAGGACAACGACUAUAACAAUGCUAUGGUCAGCACCAAAAACGGCGAUGUAAAUCGUUUUAUGGGUGCUGCUUUUACUGCGUUUGCCGCUGUUGGAGGUGUGGUAGUGGCGGCAGCUGCAAUAACUUCAGCUAUUUUUGGUAGUAAAGAAGAAGAAGAUGAAGAAAAUCAAAAAGUAAAAGCAUAGCAGUUUCCCACGUUUCUAUUUGUUUAUUUAUUUAUUUCAAAUGUACGUAAAUAUAUGUAUAUAGGAUAUAAAUAGUGUUUUUAAAUAUCUAUGCAGCUUAAUUUGAUGAAAUUGGCUGACUCAUGUGAAAAAUUGGUGUCAUCACCAACAUUGACCAUUAUAUAUAUAAAGAACUUAUUUAAACAAACGCGACUACACACUACACUAGACUACACUCUACAUAGUCGAACUAACCAACUAUUCGAGUAACCACCUUAUUAAGCCAACAAAAUCAGUAGAUGAAAUUUGUCCGUGAUUGAAUUGAAUAUACUGUAAUCAGUGAAGGAAUUUAGAAAUACUUG
Messenger RNA from Styela clava, 1015 nucleotides. NCBI's taxonomy places the organism in Eukaryota, Metazoa, Chordata, Ascidiacea, Stolidobranchia, Styelidae. The record is from RefSeq and is a predicted model, not a curated record.